UUUUCCAACCACAAAACAACAUUUUUGUAACUAAUUUAAAAAACUAUUAACAAUCUUUAUUCACUCAAUCAAAAAGUUACAACACAUUUACCAAUAAAAAUUAACUAUUUCCGCACCAACUAUUUUUAAAGUGACAUUUUCGCAUAAUUUGCGCGCGCGCAAUACAGUGAAUCGUUCUAGGUCAAGAAUUAAACAUUUCCAUUCAUACGAAGACAUCUAAACAUUUAAUAUCUAAAGAAAUCAUCUACCUCAAUCAAAAUGACUGUUUUUAAACGAAUAAUACAACUUCCUAACGUCCUCAAGUAAGUUAUAAUUUUAAUCGAUUAGUAUUAUUAUUAUGCAAGCUGUUGGAUUGUUUUUGAGCUUAAAACAGUUUCAUUUAAACAGAUCAAUGCGACAAUUUCAUUUGAACGCUGUUUGGUUUCAAAAUGAACAUGAAAAAUUGGAAAAAAUUAAUAAAUUAAUUGGAUUUAUUGGCGAUGGGAAUAUGGCUAAGGCCAUUUGUAAAGGAAUUGUUGAUAAAGGAUUAAUAUCUUAUUCCCAAGUUUACGUUUCAAGCCCUUACAUAAAAAAUUUGGAUAUAUGGAAAAAAUUUGGGGCCAAUGUUACAACCGACAAUAGUGAAGUAACCGAUAAAACCGAUAUUAUAUUUUUAGCUGUCAAACCGCACAUUUUAACGGAAGCUUUAGAUACUAUUUACAAAAGUGAGAGGUGCCCUAAGAUAAAGGAUAAAUUAUUUGUAUCAAUUUUAGCCGGAUUUACCAUAAAAAAUCUAGAAAUGAUGUUAGAGAAAUUUCCGGGUUCUAGAGUAAUUCGAAUAAUGCCAAAUACCCCAAUGAUGGUUGGAGAAGGUUGCACGGUUUAUUGCCCAGGAAAAAACGUCAAAAAAGAGGAUAUAGCUAUCGUAAGAAGAAUGUUAGAAGUUUCCGGGUUAUGUGAUCAAGUUCCUGAAAAUAUUAUUAAUGCAGUUGGAGCCUUAUCCGGUGGAGGGCCAGCUUUUGUUUAUUUAAUGAUUGAAGCUUUAUCUGAUGGAGGUGUUCGAAUGGGAAUUCACAGAGAAGUGGCAACAAGAUUCGCUGCACAAACCGUUUUGGGGGCUGCAAAAAUGGUUUUGCAAACUGGUAAACAUACGGGGGCUUUAAAAGAUGAAGUUUGUUCCGCUGGGGGUUCAACGAUAGCUGGGAUGCAUGCUUUGGAACGCGGAGGAGUCCGGUUCGUAAAAAAUUUUUACUUCAAAAGACUUAAAAUGGAAUCUAAUCUUUUUUUAGAGGAGCGAUUAUGGAUGCAGUCGAAGCUUCAGCUAAACGAGCAGCGGAAUUAGGGACAAUUAAAUAAAGAAAAUCCUUUUUAAUUCUUUUAUACAGUGAAUUUCAAUUAGUAUGCAAUAUACAAAAAUAUAUU
Onthophagus taurus is the source of this 1401-nucleotide messenger RNA. Lineage: Eukaryota; Metazoa; Arthropoda; Insecta; Coleoptera; Scarabaeidae. The record is from RefSeq and is a predicted model, not a curated record.